This is a messenger RNA of Ustilago hordei, 1584 nucleotides long. RefSeq lists its product as uncharacterized. The transcript is spliced from 2 exons. Lineage: Eukaryota; Fungi; Basidiomycota; Ustilaginomycetes; Ustilaginales; Ustilaginaceae. Gene Ontology annotation, molecular function: sphingomyelin phosphodiesterase activity. The record is from RefSeq and is a predicted model, not a curated record. Gene Ontology annotation, cellular component: cytoplasm. The coding region runs from base 1 to 1584 and encodes 527 amino acids.
AUGCCGAAGCUUCCCACCUCGUCAGCCGACACAGAGAAUCAUUUCCCACCAUCCACCACCUCCUCCACGGAUGCCUCACUACCCCUUCCCGCACCACCAAACGACAAUCAGCUAAGCAUUCUCACUCUCAAUAUCUGGGGUCUCAACUACAUCUCCAAGUCCCGAAUACCGCGUAUUAAAGCAAUCGCUUCCCAUCUCGCCUCAUCUUCCGCUCCACACUACGAUUUCGUCUGCCUACAAGAGAUCUGGUACGAAUCCAAAGACUGGCGCUUUCUGAAACAGGCUCUCUCCUCUCGAUAUCCUCAUUCCAAAUUCUUCUACUCUGGCGCUUUCGGUUCUGGUCUAGCUAUCCUCUCCAGAUGGCACAUUCUUGAGACGAGAACGCAUCCAUACUCGUUGAAUGGGCAGCCGAUCCACGUGCAACAUGGAGACUGGUUUGUGGGGAAAGCUUGUGGUUGUGUGACGAUCAACCAUCCGAAGCUUGGGUUGGUGGAUGUGUGGAAUACGCAUUUUGUCGCAGCGGGGGGUGAGGAUGGACCGGAGUAUAAGAGGGCACAUAGGAUCACACAGGCGUAUGAGUUGGCGACAAAUUGUAGGAAUAGCGCGAGUAGAGGUAGACAUGUGGUUUGCGUGGGAGAUUUGAACUCUACGCCUCCUUCGUUGGUCAUCGGGCUGCUGAAGAAUGUAGGAGGGAUGUAUGAUAGCUUCUUGGACUCGCAUCCGGAGUUGCCGGAGCAUGCGACCAGUUUGGAUGCACAGGGCGGUGGUGCUCGAGUGGGUUCUGCGGUGGCUAGACCGGACCCGCAGAGGGCGAUUGAGGAACUGGGUGUCACUUGCGAUUCACCUCUCAAUUCGUGGACUGCAGGGAAGCCACUGGAUGAAAGAGCGACGAGAGGUGCAGGCAAGCGUCUCGACUAUAUCUUAUAUCGUGGUCCAGCCGAUCUGAGCUUUGCUGAGGAAGCAACAGAUCCCAAUGCUGCCCUUUCAGCAUCGCUCGCCUAUUCUGCAUCUCACUCUUCACGCGGUCGACUCACUUGCAAUUCCUCCGCAGUUGUAGUCACCGAUCGCGUUCCAGGUCACGAUUGCUCCUUCUCGGAUCACUUUGGCGUCGAAUCAUUCUUCUCGAUCCUCGAUACUCCCGCUGCGGAGAGUAGCAACAAAAAUCGCAAGCUGGAUGCAACAACACGUCGAGCCGCACAACACAAAGCGCUGACAUCUUCUCUCCACGCGCUUUCAGGAGGCUUCGCUGCAAGCCGUAGCAACCAGAUGAGUCAUUUCUACGUCUUUGGUGCAACCUUGCUCCUAGCGAUAGGUUUGAUUGUUGCAAGUAUCUUUCAGCCGCUCGGAGGGGUGAAUCCUGUGUUUGUACUGUUAGCUGUAGUUGCAGGAUGGGGAGGGACGACGAUGUUGUAUAGUGCUGUGGUGUGGGGCGAAUGGGAGAAACGAACCCUUCGCACGGUCAUGGAGAUGAUCGAGUUAGAGAUCCAUCAAAUCCGACCCUCAUCUCAAAAUACUAAUGGAUCCCUUGCUGGAUAUCAGACCGGCCCAAGUGGUGAGGCUGUUCGCGAAGGCACACUCUUCUAA